Molecule: messenger RNA, 615 nt
Organism: Rotaria sordida
Lineage: Eukaryota; Metazoa; Rotifera; Eurotatoria; Philodinida; Philodinidae
Source: the annotation of a GenBank genome assembly
AUGGAAUUUGAACAAAAUAAUGGCAAAGUCAUUAUUACAAAUAUUCCAAAUUCAUCUCUUUCAAAGCAACAAUUAAUAACUACAGAUUUAGAAAUACGACGAAUACGAAAAUAUCUUUUACUUAUAUAUGGAAUUGGUCUUGUACUUUGUAUUUAUGGUUUAAUUUAUUCAAUAUUUUCCAAUAAGAUUAUAUAUUGCUCAAUAACAAAUGGACGUCUUGAAGAAAUCGGCGAAUGUAUCGUUGCAAUUCUAUUCUUUGCAUUGGGAUUAUAUUCUGCUUCUCGAUAUUCUGAAACAGGCUUACGAGUGAUAGCAUGGUUGGGUAUAAUUGACUUGAUUGGUAGUGUUGUUGCAAUUUUUAUUCUUGUUAUAUUUUCAUUGAUGAAUUCAAAAAGGAAGAGUUCGAUCGGCAUAUCAUUAAUUGAUGAUCUAGAGAAUAGUCAUGCUAAACGAACCAAACAAAUCAAUCCUUUGGUUUGUACUAUUGUGUUUCUUUUGAGUUUUGUUCUGGUGGUUAUCAUCGUGAUCUAUACUUUCAAAUUAACUAAACUUAUAUCUGCGAAAAAAACUCAAGCUAUACAACAAAUUGAACGUGUUGUGUAUUCAACUGCAUAA